This is a messenger RNA of Bathycoccus prasinos, 1161 nucleotides long. RefSeq lists its product as hypothetical. NCBI's taxonomy places the organism in Eukaryota, Viridiplantae, Chlorophyta, Mamiellophyceae, Mamiellales, Bathycoccaceae. Gene Ontology annotation, biological process: protein folding. The record is from RefSeq and is a predicted model, not a curated record. Bases 1 to 1161 code for a protein of 386 amino acids. Gene Ontology annotation, cellular component: cytoplasm. The transcript has a single exon.
AUGAGCAAAAGUCAUCAUUUCCUCAUCCCGACAGAAAUGGAAGCGCAAUUCGACGCGUUCUUCAUGAACGUCGCUUCGCAGUGCAGCUCGAUCGCGUCGAACGAACACGUUCACGGAAUAAACGCGAUCGAUAUCAUGCACGAAGCAUAUUUCGGGUUUUUGAGAAGGAAAACGGAUUUCUUUUCUCGUUCGAGUUUUACUAACGAAGAGGAAAAAAACAGAGGGAAAACAUCCGUCCUGAAAGCGUUGGAGAAACAACGAGAAGAGGUGGAAAAAUCAAAGACUACUUUCGAACGCGAAAAGGAGGAAACGGAAAAACGCAAACACAAAGAAAUGGUAAAGAAGAAAGAGAGAGAAGAGGAGAUGAGAGAAAAAAUUGCGGAAGAGGAGAGGGAGAGGAAAGAACGCGUGAGAGAGGCGCUGAUGGUGCAGAAGAUGGAAGAGGCGAAGAAGAAAAUCGUCGAGUUGGACGAGGACGGGAACGAAGUGAUUUGUAACGACGAAGAGGAAGAGAAAGACGAGCAACAAAAAGUCGCUCGAGAGAAUACAGAGAAAGUGGAAAAGGAAGAAGAGGAUCCUCACGCGUUGCAACCAGGGACGGUGCACCCGUCUCCGUUGAACGGCGGCGAAGCCGAACAUUACGUGUGGUCGCAAACGUUGCAAGAGGUGGACGUGCGUUUGCCGGUACCGGUUGGCACGCGAGCGAAAGAUAUCGUCUGCGAGUUUACCGCGACGACGUUUAAGUUUGGUUUAAAAUCCGAACCCGCGUUAAGGAUUCCGGAAAAGUCCAAAUUAUGCGAAAGUAUUAAACCGGACGAUUCGUUUUGGACGUUGGAGGACAAUCGCGAAGUCCGAUUAACGCUCACGAAAUCCAACCAAAUGAGUUGGUGGGAAAACGUAAUAAAAGGCGACCCGAGAAUAGACACGAAGAAAGUUGUCCCGGAAAACUCCAACUUGGCCGAUUUAGACGGCGAAACGCGAUCGACCGUGGAAAAAAUGAUGUACGACCAACGGCAAAAAGCCGCCGGGAAACCAACCAGCGACCAAGAAAGCAAGAUGGGUUUGAUGAAAAAGUUCAUGGAGAGCCAUCCGGAGAUGGAUUUCAGCAACUGCAAAUUCGACGACGGCGUCUUACCGGCCGGCGCCUUUAAUGGACAAUGA